CGCACGGCGAAAUCAAACACACCCCAAAAGCGCGGCUGACGUGUGCGGCCCCUGAACGCAGCACGGCCGCCGCACAUUCGCUGCCCCGUGAGUGGCGGAGGCGGACACCUGAUUGGCGGCCGGCCGAACCGCUCCGGUUCCGCCCCCCGAACAUUCCUCAUCUCCUCUCACGAGACUCGACGACGACGACGUGCCGCGGCCGAAGGAAACGGACCGAAGACAACGCGUCAGGUCCAUGUUGGGUCGCGGCGUGAAGAGGAAGUUGAGCUGCGCGGAGGGUUCGGAGGAGUCGCGCGGGCCCGACGGCGCGGAGGUGACCUCGAGCGGUCCCGGCGACGCCGGCGACAUGCGUCGGCGCGUGCUCGGCCUCAGCCUGGAGAAGCUGCAGCGCUACCGGGCCGGCGUCGAGCUCAGCCUACGCCGCUCGGUGCUCCUCGUCAACACGCUGCGGCAGAUCCAAGACGACAUGCGAGGCGAGGUCCAGCAGAACCUGAACGCGGUCUUCGGCGCUCCGGACUCUUCCGUUGUGCGCGUGGAUCUCAAGUGUCCCGGCUGUGCCGAAGGGGGCCGAGAACGUCCAUCCUCAACACUGGAGUCCUCCUCCCAGGAGGUGAACUUUGGCGAGAUGAACGCCGUGGGCUACCUCGGCGACCUGGCCCCGGACGACAUCUUCGAGGACAUCGACACGUCCAUGUACGAGACCUCGGACGUGUUCGGGGGCUGGUCGGCCGGCGCUCUGUGGCCGAUCAGCGUGUCCGUUUGGGCGGGCGAGGACGGCAGAGGCCCCGCCGGGGGUCGGCCGUCGUGUCUGAUGGACGUGAAUGAACUGGACCGCAUCAUGGAGAUCCUGGUCAAGUCCUGAUACACCAAAAGUGGGCGUCCGUUCCUCGUGGAUUCUUGCCGUUCAAGGCCGACUCGUUGGCUGUCCUCUUUAUCCUCGCCGGAGAAAGGACUGCGUCUAACCGGGUCGCCGUUUUGGGUGAAACGCGCUGAGACGGAUCGGGGUGUCGGAAGUUGACUUGCGAUAGUCUCAGAGGGGGAACGCCUACUGUUGGUCAGGGGAUUCGCAAAAGCCGCAACAAACGCUGCUGCGUUGAAAGCAACUGUUGUCGUCACAAAACGGCGUCGUCACGUGAUCCGAUUGCACUCGAGUCGUGUCGCGAGGUCCUGAGUCCGAGGCGCAAAUGAAUUUAUUUCCCGCGAGAGGCGUAAAACGACCAACCUUGUUUCGUCGCUGUCCUAAAACUGAUACCCAAUAGUUGCGAAAGGCACAGACCAACUCCGGAUUGGGCAACUUUGGGGGAAAGACGGCGCGAAAGGGACAGAUCAAAUCUCGAGGGUUUGAGCUGACAAGCGGGCUAACGUCGCUUGCGUCCCUGAACGUCGCAACCCGCUGGCUGGGGACUCGGAAGGUUUCAACUUCCCGCGACUCGAGUAGUCUCCAGGGGGGCGUCUGGACCAGGGUGGACUCGGGUCGCCGUUUGGACUCCAGGCCAGUGCGACCCUGACAAUUCAACCGCUAGCCUCUUAUCAAUAAUUCUUCACGCGUGCUCAAAAAGCAGCCACGAGAUUCUUCUUUGUGGCAUUUAUCAUUCAGAUCUGUUGUCAUUUCGACAAAAAGUGGAACUCGCGUCACCACCAGGGCGACUUUGCUGACAUUCGCCCGCCCAUUCUAAGCUCAUAUCGAAGCCAUUACACGCCUUGACGCUCCUGUGAAUCAAUCGUUCCAAAUUUGAGCUUUCUCGUGACGAGUCCAAAUCCCGUCCGCCUCAUUUGCUGGCGCACCUCUGGCCGUGUCCACGUGUUCAAAAGUGACGCCGUUUUUACAUUUAUUAAUCACAAUCUAAAUCUGAAACCGUUCGUCCAUUCUGGCGUGCAUUUCAACCAAUCAGAAAGCUGACAAAAAAAAAAAACGAGGUCCAUUUUUGCUCCGGUUUGCCCUUGUGAGGCGGGACGACGAGUUAGCACACCUGCCUCACGGUUCCGUGGACCGGCCUUCGAAUAGUCGGGAUUUGAAGCGACCGUGAGGCCGGGUGGCGUUUGCGUGUUCUCCCCGUGCCCGCGUGGCUUUUCUCCGGGCUGUGCUUUCCUCCCACAACCCAAAAACACGCACGGCCGGUCAAGCCGAAGAACCCAAGUUGCCCCGUCGCUCCGCACGUUUUGUUUGUUCAUUUGUGGCACGCGAUUGGCCGGCGACCAUUCCAGGGCGUACGCCGGCUCUUGACCAAAGACUCCCGGGACGGGCGCCGGCGCGCCCGGGGACCCGUGUUAGGACGAACGGAACGGAAGAUGAAUGCAUGAACGAUGAACUACUCACGAUCAGUUUGGAAAAGCACUCGUAUGCCAAUGUGAAGCGACAAGGAGAGUAAGUGCGAGUGGACUCGUUUGGCUUGGCGAAUUCCGUUCUUACUGGCACAUUUUUACAGAAAAAUUGGAUUGCGCCAGUCAGUCAGUCAGUCCAGUCUGCCCAGACAAAGUAGAAAAGUUUUCGUGAUGGUACACGUCGACGCGCUGCACGUUUCCACGUCUUUUUGUGCAGUUUGAAAGUCAUGUCGAAAAUGGGGUUCGCAAACGCUUCUGGAAGUGCGACUUUUAUGAAUGAAUAAAAGCGCACGGAACAAAUGGGGAAAAUGGGGGGGGGGAGCUUUUGUCAAUAUCCGAGUUCUCGUGGGCACGAUCCGGGCGGGCCCCUCGGGCCCCUCCCUUCUUCUGAGCUCCGGCUUCAUGUUUCCUGACAGGCGGACGAGCAAGCGGCCCAGGGAGGGGGAGGAUGGAAAGCGAGGGCUGGCUGGGGGGGGGGGGCAGCUCGUGUCACUCAUCCAGUGGGAGGAGCCUGCAGCUUGUUUUCUCCAGCUCAGCCAAUCGUGUGCCGCGUACGCACCGGUCACUUGUUUUCUUGUUUUUGGGCCUUUGUCUGAUGUGUGGAAAAACACAAGAGCGCUGACUGCUUCGAUACCCUAUUUAUCCAUCCGUCCUUUAUCUGAGCCCCUUAUCCUCACAAGGGUCGCAGGGCACGUGGAGACCGGCGACAGUCGCGCUGGGGCCA
This is a messenger RNA of Syngnathoides biaculeatus (alligator pipefish), 3046 nucleotides long. RefSeq lists its product as uncharacterized. The record is from RefSeq and is a predicted model, not a curated record. Gene Ontology annotation, molecular function: transcription regulator activity. Lineage: Eukaryota; Metazoa; Chordata; Actinopteri; Syngnathiformes; Syngnathidae. Bases 236 to 862 code for a protein of 208 amino acids. Gene Ontology annotation, cellular component: nucleus. The transcript is spliced from 2 exons.